Molecule: messenger RNA, 1101 nt
Organism: Aphidius gifuensis
Lineage: Eukaryota; Metazoa; Arthropoda; Insecta; Hymenoptera; Braconidae
Product: ran-specific GTPase-activating protein-like
Exons: 4
Coding region: 146-874 (242 amino acids)
Biological process (GO): nucleocytoplasmic transport
Cellular component (GO): nuclear pore; cytoplasm
Molecular function (GO): GTPase activator activity
Source: RefSeq, a predicted model, not a curated record
ACAACGCGAGUGAAAAAAAAAAAAAGAAAUAAAAAAAAUUAACACGCCAAUUUGACUGCUUUGAUUUUUGCAACAUUUGUUAUUAAUAAACAAUAUUAAUAAUAUUAAAAAAAAAUACAUUAAUCAACAACAAACAUUUACAAAAAUGCCAGAAAUUGUGGAGGUUAAUGGUGAACAUCAUGAUGAGACAAAAAAAGAGGAACCACAAGAAAAUGAUGAAGUUGAUCCUCAUUUUGAGCCAAUAGUGUCACUUCCAUUGAUUGACAUUCCAAGCAAUGAAGAGGAUGAAAUUGAAAUGGUUAAAUUGAGAGCAAAGCUUUAUCGUUAUGAUUCAUCAAGUGAUCCAGCUGAAUGGAAAGAACGUGGUACUGGUGAUGUUAAAUUAUUACGACACAAAACAAAACAUACAGUACGUGUUGUUAUGAGACGUGAUAAAACAUUAAAAAUAUGUGCAAAUCAUUUUGUAACACCAUGGAUGGAACUUAAGCCAAAUUGUGGAAGUGAUCGUGCAUGGGUUUGGAGUGUACUUGCUGAUUUUGCUGAUGAACAAUUAAAACCAGAACUUCUUGCAAUUAGAUUUGCAAACUCUGAAAAUGCAUCAUUGUGGAAAGAAACAUUUGAAAAAGCCAAAAAAAUUGUUGGUACUGAGUGUUCAAUAUACUCUGGUAAAUCAAAUCCAGAUGAUGAAAGUGAUUCAGAGUCUUAUGAGUCAUGGAGUGAAGCAAGUGAUGAUGAAAAAUCUGUCAAUGAAAAAGAAACAUCUGAUAAAUUAAUUGAUGAAAAUUCCAAAAAUAAAAAUGAUGGUGAAACUGAUAAAGUCACUGAAGUUUUGGAAAAAUUAAAUGUCAAAGAAGACAGUGAAGAAAAAAAUUAAUCACAUAAUUUUAACUGAAAAAAUAAUAUCAUACUUUUUUUUUUUUUUUUCUUUUUUCUACAAUAAUUCAAUUAAUUUUAUACUCAAUCUCAAAAUAAUUCCACAUUUUAGUGUUUUAUUUUUUUUAUUUUUUAUUUAUUUUUUAAAUUCAAUUUUGUAUUAUUUUAUCGCAGAUUAAAAUUAAUUUUUGAUGCAUAAAAGUGAUAUUUGAAAACAAUGAAAUGAAU